This is a messenger RNA of Hypomesus transpacificus, 3759 nucleotides long. Its product is annotated as phosphatidylinositol N-acetylglucosaminyltransferase subunit A-like. Gene Ontology annotation, biological process: GPI anchor biosynthetic process. Gene Ontology annotation, cellular component: glycosylphosphatidylinositol-N-acetylglucosaminyltransferase (GPI-GnT) complex. The record is from RefSeq and is a predicted model, not a curated record. The transcript is spliced from 6 exons. The coding region runs from base 572 to 2050 and encodes 492 amino acids. Gene Ontology annotation, molecular function: phosphatidylinositol N-acetylglucosaminyltransferase activity. Lineage: Eukaryota; Metazoa; Chordata; Actinopteri; Osmeriformes; Osmeridae.
GGAUAAAUGUGGUUUAAAAAAAAAAGAUAAUAGCAGUUAGAGAGCUAAAAGUGACCUUGUAAUUUUACAAACAGGGGUCUUACAGGGUUAAAUGUAAAGGAACAUGCAAUAAUUGGUAAUUGAUUUAUUAAGACUUUACAUGGUAAAUGCUGGAUACGUCUUGGGGCUUUUGAAAACAGGAGGAAGUGAGUAAUCUGACGCGGACCAGGAAGUGUUUUCCCUGGCUUUGUAUUGUGUUUUAUAGCGAGCUAAAUGCUUGCUAGCAAUGAAGAUCGAGUGAGGAAAACUUUGAUAACUCCGAAUAUUCAAUUUGGCUUUAUUUGGAAGAUAAGAUUAUCAUCGCAAAACCAACUGGUUUGUCGAGCAAUAUUAUUUGGGCGCUGUUGUUAGCCAGCCUAGAAGUGUACUGGUACAUUAGUAAUUAUGUAUCGGAUUUAGCAAUCAACUCAAGCAAAGUAUGCCAUUCUUCUUCCUGUUUGUGUACGUCAUAUGUUUUGGUGCUUUCACCAAUCAUGCUAGAUGUCUACCGCUUGAAUGACGGACGUACAUAAUCCCACCUGUAGCCUCCACUAUGGGCCAAAGAAGAAGAGGGGUGGCUGUGCACCUCCCCACCACAAGCAAAGGCUCCGACGUCCCCACCGCUACGGCCACUUUCCGCGGACAUGCCAAACACAACAUUUGCAUGGUGUCUGACUUCUUCUAUCCUAAUAUGGGGGGAGUGGAGAGCCACAUAUACGAGCUCUCCCAGUGUCUCAUUGAGAAAGGGCACAAGGUGGUUGUGGCCACCCAUGCUUAUGGCAACAGGACAGGGAUUCGCUACCUGACCAAUGGGCUCAAGGUGUACUACCUGCCCCUCCAGGUGAUGUACAACCAAUCUACCAUCACCACCUGCCUCCACAGCCUGCCUUUGCUGCGCUGUGUGUUUGUAAGGGAGCGCAUCUCUGUGGUGCAUGCGCACAGUUCCUUCUCCGCCAUGGCCCAUGAUGCACUGUUCCACGCCAAGACCAUGGGUAUCAACACCGUGUUCACCGACCACUCUCUCUUCGGAUUCGCUGACGUGAGCUCCGUGCUGACCAAUAAGCUACUGACAGUGACGCUGUGCGACACCAAUCACACGGUGUGUGUGUCGUACACCAGCAAGGAGAACACCGUGCUGCGAGCGGGGCUCAACCCAGAGAUCGUCUCGGUCAUCCCCAACGCUGUGGAGCCCACAGACUUCACCCCCGACCCAUCCCGACGCCAACAGGACUCCAUCACCAUAGUGGUGGUCAGCCGCCUCGUCUACCGCAAAGGUAUUGAUCUCCUCGGUGGUAUUAUUCCCAAACUCUGUCUCAAACACCUCGAUCUACAUUUCCUCAUUGGGGGAGAGGGGCCUAAGAGGAUUGUGUUGGAGGAAGUGAGGGAGAAAUACCAGCUCCAUGACAGGGUUCGUCUGCUCGGGGCUCUGGAACACAAAGACGUGCGAGGCGUUCUGGUGCAAGGCCACAUCUUCCUCAACACCUCCUUGACAGAAGCCUUCUGCAUGGCCAUAGUGGAGGGGGCCAGCUGUGGUCUGCAGGUGGUCAGUACCCGAGUAGGGGGCAUCCCGGAGGUUCUGCCGGAGGAUCUGAUCACCCUCUGCGAGCCCAACGUGCGUUCUCUGUGCGAAGGCCUGGAGAGCGUCAUCGCCAGGCAACGGGCGGGCGCCGUCCCCUCGCCCGCCUCCAUCCACGCCCGAGUGUGCACCCUUUACACCUGGAGGAACGUGGCCGAGCGGACGGAAAAGGUCUAUGACAAGGUGGUGGGACAGGAGGUCCUUCCCCUGGACAGAAGGUUGUUCCGGUUGAGGUCUCACUGUGGCCCCGUGGCCGGCGCCAUCUUCUCCUUCGUGGCCAUCCUUGACUUCCUCUUCCUGCUCCUCCUCCAGUGGCUCCGCCCAGACCGCGUCAUGGACGUCGCCAUGGACGCCACAGGCCCCCAGGGGCGGUGGGGGAGGGGAUUGGAUUGUAGGAAAAGUAUUACUUUGAAAAGUGUCACGAUGAAGGACCCAGCUGUGGGCCAGACCAGAUGAUGACAUUGGCUGUCCUGCAGCACAGCCACACGCUCCUCCUAAACAAUCCUACUGACAUCAACAGACACUACUGCCCCUACUAGUAGGAGUGUAAGUGUUAGCUAUCUGUUGUGAUCUGUAGGUGUUUCACAAGCAUUCAACUGUGUUCAGACCACUUGUGUUGCAUAUCAAUGGAGUACCAGUUUUUAAGGACCAUCUGUAGAUUGCUUCUCACAUUUAGAGGGAUGCCAGUUUGUCUUGCUCAGGUAAAGAUGGGUGUGGAUAAGGUUAGGACUUGCACAUCACAUAGUGUGAGACUUUUUUAAAACCCUUGCUUUAACCCUGGAAAUAUUUGUAUACUUUGUUUUUAGAUUGCUUUUUUGGGUGACUGCAUUGAAUAAAGAAGGGGGGGUGGGUGGGGUGGUGACAGUACUGGAUCCUCCAGUGAGAAAGGAAGGAAAGGAUACUUGCCAUUCAGAGACCAAGGACGAAGCACUCUUAGUGUUGGCUACAACAGGAAGUCAGGAUCAAUUGUGUUUGGACUUUACAAUGUUCCUGUUUUGGUGUUUCCUAUAUUUGCAAAGUUUACAUCUCUAAUUGAUACAACUUGGAUAAGUUUUCUGAUUUUAUGAUUUCACGGAUGUUUGUCAGGACUCAGGAGGCAUCUUUGUUUAGGCCUCAUGUAAUGGAUAACUUUAUGCGAAUCAAGGCUUUUUCGGUCUGUGUGAAAUGAGGGAAAAAUCUGUUUUUAUAUUUUCUUUUGGGAAAUCAAAAAAUGUACUACCUGUCACAUUGGUUUUAAUAGUGGUGGGUGUAAGGUCAUAUUAUUGGAAGAUGUAUCCGGAUAUUGUCUUUGGCACAGUUUUCUGAAGGGCUUUUCAAAGUUACUCAUGUCAACCCUCCUGAAGAUUAAAUCACUGUGUACAUUACAUGACAUCUUUCAGCAUCCGUUGUCCUGGGAAAAACAAACAUACAGCACAACGUUUGCAUUGUAAGCCAAUAGAACGUGGCUCAUUCAUACUUUAUCUCCAUAAUAUGAAUGAGUCAGUGACUGUAAAAACAAGUAUGCGUGCAGACAUGAUCAACCAGAGACCGGUUUAUCGUCAAGUACGUUUUCACUUACAAUUUGCUCGAGGGAUAUUUGGCAGUUAUAGAAGGAGCUUGGGUUUGAUUUAUGUUGUCAACAUGAUGUACAGGAUAUAUAAGUGCAGCAGAUAAAUCAAGGACUAAACGUGCACAGUUGUAACCGUAUUACAGUGAUUAUAUCUAAGGAACGGCCUGUCUUUUAUGAGACGGUGCUACAAUAACAAUCUUAAUCCCACAGAUAGGGCAACAAUAACACCAGAUCUCAAGAAAAACAUUGGACAGGUUACAGUGAUGUGCUGCACGUGCUACAAACUGCUGUAUUUAUGUGUACAUUUGAUCCCAUUAUCCAAGUAAGAUUGAUUAUGACACUGAAUCUCACUGCCACAUCAGAAUGUAUUACUCAGGUGUGUGUGUGUAACAGAUACAUAGAUAAAAAGAUCAUUGUGAUCUGGUUACAUCCAACCUCUUCGGUCAUUUGACUAUCACUGUACCAGCCUCUCUGCAAAUUAAAAACCAUUGGUGGAAGGGCCUUCUCAUACACUGCUCCUAAACUGUGGAUCUCACUACCUGGUUCCAUCAGAAAUGUUCCUUUGCUUGGCCAAUUUUGAGCAUUGAAUAAAAAUUUACAGUACCUUUUCAAUCAG